ACAGAGAGCGAGAGAGACGCCGCAGACAGAGCGACAGGUCCAGGGUUCGAUCCUGAAUGCGAACCCGCUGAAAAUCCGUCUUCAUCCUCGGAGAAGUAAAACGUAGCGUCAUCAACGACAGCGGGAGCAGAAAGUACACACUCUAACCUUUCUAACGAACCCCGUAUUGUCACAAUAUGCGGUUAGGGCAUUUUUAAAACAAGAGGCGAAAGAUUGUGAGAGGCGACUCCAUCCAGAGGACCCGGUUCUUCGCUUGAGCAGAUCUCCGCUGUCGGAUUUUUUUUUUUUUUUUUUUUUUUUUUUUUUGCCCGUUUGCUUUUAAACGAGUUCGUAUCCUGAACAUUAUUGUAUUUUUUUCGGAUUUUUUGGAGCUAGCGAGACAUUUUGCUAGCAGAUUUGUUCACUAUGGAGUUGAGAGUGGGAAACCGAUACAGACUGGGCAGGAAGAUUGGAAGUGGCUCAUUUGGAGACAUCUAUCUGGGUACCGAUAUCUCAGUCGGAGAGGAGGUCGCCAUCAAGUUAGAAUGUGUGAAGACCAAACACCCUCAGCUCCACAUAGAGAGCAAAAUCUACAAGAUGAUGCAGGGUGGAGUGGGCAUCCCGACGAUAAAGUGGUGCGGGGCCGAGGGUGACUACAACGUGAUGGUGAUGGAGCUGCUGGGGCCCAGUCUGGAGGAUCUCUUCAACUUCUGCUCUCGGAAGUUCAGCCUCAAGACGGUCCUGCUGCUGGCCGACCAGAUGAUCAGCCGCAUUGAGUACAUCCACUCCAAGAACUUCAUCCACAGAGACGUGAAACCGGACAACUUCCUGAUGGGGCUGGGCAAGAAAGGCAACCUGGUCUACAUCAUCGACUUUGGCCUGGCCAAGAAAUACCGCGACGCUCGCACACACCAGCACAUCCCCUACCGCGAGAACAAGAACCUGACCGGCACCGCCCGCUACGCCUCCAUAAACACACAUCUGGGCAUCGAACAGUCCAGAAGGGACGACUUGGAGUCCCUGGGAUACGUCCUCAUGUACUUCAACCUGGGUUCUCUGCCCUGGCAGGGUCUCAAAGCUGCCACCAAGAGGCAGAAAUAUGAACGCAUCAGUGAAAAGAAGAUGUCCACGCCCAUUGAGGUUCUCUGCAAAGGCUACCCAUCGGAGUUUGCCACCUACCUGAACUUCUGCCGCUCUCUGCGGUUCGACGAUAAGCCUGACUACUCGUAUCUCCGCCAGCUCUUCAGGAACCUCUUUCACAGACAAGGCUUCUCCUACGACUAUGUCUUCGACUGGAACAUGCUGAAAUUUGGUGCCAACAGAGCCGUGGAAGAUGCAGAGCGGGAACGCCGGGAACGUGAGGAGAGGCUGAGGCACGGCAGGAACCCCGGGGCCAGGGGCAUGGCCUCGGCCUCAGGAAGAGCCAGGGGACCUCAGGAUGUCGCAGCUCCAUCCCCACUCAACCCCGCCUCACACACAGGUAUGGAGAAGGAGAGGAAGGUGAGCAUGCGUCUUCAUCGUGGAGCACCUGUCAACAUCUCCUCCUCAGACCUGACGGGACGCCAGGACACAUCCCGCAUGUCCACCUCACAGGCUCUCUCCCGGGUCACGCCGAGCGGCCUCCAGUCUGCAGCUCCUCGGUGAAACCUUCCCGUCCAGCCGAGCACCGUGGAGGCCUCAACACGCACCACCCGCUGCAUACACACUCUCUUCCUCACAUGACAGAUCGUCGCCCAGACUCUGGGACGACUCGGACUACUACUACCAACCCAUGACCAGGAGUGUGUCUGAGCCGCUGUUCAACUUCUGCAGAGGAGAAGCGUGUGUGUGUGUUUGUGAGUGUGUGUAAGAGACAGUUUGGUUGCCUUAACGACCACCUUGGCAAAGUAGCAGCCACAGCAUCCCUUCUUCUUCUCCUCCUCCUCCUCCUCCUCUUCAUCCUUACUGUUGAUGAAGCCAUGGAUUCACUUUUUUUUUGAUUAUGAUUUUACUUAAAUUUAUUCUUUAGCAUUAUAACUUCUCCUACACCAGCUGGUCACAGGAGUGUGAAGACGGAGAAGUCUGUUAGAUGUUGAGAAUAGUCUGUGGGACUUAUUUUAAAAACAAAAAGCAAGAAGACACCACCGUGACAAUGUUGGACGGUGCCUUUUGUGUCCUGAAAGACUCUUAAAGUCCCAUAUUUUGUCUUUAUUUUAUAGAUGUAUGAGGUUUAGAUUCACAGCUAGUGGGACUAAAGGCCUUUUUGAUCUCAUCGUGCAACGUUUUUUUUUCUCCAUUUUUGUCCUCCUCAGGUGCGUUGGAACCAGGACGUCGUAGUAAAAUCCAAAAACAUGCAGCACAUUUUUUUUCUGUCUUCAGGUUGUGACUGCAGUGGGAAAAGCUGUGAAAGGAUCAGUUAGAUAGUCGGGAUGAUGUCCACACUGAACGCUUUUAAAGCCAGUGCAUAGUGACGUGGUUUUCGUGUGUGUGUUUGUGUGGUUCUGUCUUAGGGUUGUACAAGAAGCUCAAACGGGUGGGGGUGAAAACGUCGGGUUGUUUUUUUUAUUAUUAUUAUUAUAUUAUUAUUAUUUUUAACUCCUUUGCCUCCUCAACCUCGCUGUCGACCGUCUGUCCUUCUGCUUCCAUUCUGAGUCAGUUCUACCUUGACCUCAUUAAAAACUCGCCAUCAGUUUUGGGAUGUUGUGGGGUUUUUUUUAUAAGGUUUUUUCUGUAAAUGUGACUCUAGACGCCACAAAAAUCAGCCUCCCAAGAGCUUGAAUAAUGUGUUAGGGCAUCAAAACUGCAGGACAGAUGCUUACCUAUGGCUAAUACUUGUCAGUUUCAGGAUUAAAAAAAUAGGAAUUUCUCCUACUUUUUAUUUCAUACUCCGUUUGUUAUUGGGUUUGUGUCAUUACACAGUACCUGCAGUUCAGAGUACUCACUAAAGAUGUCCUCUACAGCUACUACUACGACUACUCCUGCAUUAAAGGGGCAUUUUACCAUUUGUACAGAUGUAGAUCUUCGUCCUAUCCAGUUGCAAAAACAAGCUCUGAAAAGGCUUUAAGAAAACAUGUGGUUGAGUUGCAUUGUGGGAAAUGUAGGAAGCGGCGUUUGGGUGCCUGACCCACACUAGUGGAACUUCAGCCUUAGUUGCCUCAAUUCAUUUCAGCUCUGUCUGCAAUUGCCGCUACUUGACAGGAGACUAAAGUCCUCUAGAGAUAGAUUGUGGUUUUUGACGCUUUGUGAGCUGAGCUGAGAGUUCAGGUAAAAAAUGGACAGUUUAACACCUGGCCAGACAGAAGCAAAAAGAGGUUUUGGACAUCAAUGGACCGAGUUGUCGUCUGGAGCGGUACCGGAGCCUCCCGCGGCUCUUCUUCGUGACUCGAUCUGAACCCUGCAGAUUUUAAAAGUAGAAAACUUGUCGAUGUGAUAGACUGAUUGCAGAGUAUUGUAGGCCGUUUUCUGUAGUUGGAGGAGGAAGGGCUCGUAGUGGUGAUUCGUACAUGUUCGUUCUGUUGUUGUGUAUAGGAUGCUCCGUCUCGUACGGACGGACCGGGAAUGACUCACUCCAUUAGACUUCCUGCUACGGCAGUUUUCUUUUCUAAAUAUUACUUCACCUGUGGGCUUGAAAAACAAACAAAAAAAAGUGAUGGAUUAACUUGUUUGUCUCACUAAUGAUGGCUAUGAUAAAUGCAAGUACACUUUACAUGGGAUCCGUUCUUCAGUUGGUCAUGUCUGCCUCACUUGAUUAUUUUUUGACACUUCCUGUCAGAUUAUGCUUUUAACUGUGCAGUGGAGAUGGUUGCUCAUGUCCCACAAUGCAUCUCUUACUAUGGAUUCAUGGGGAAUGUCUUUCCACUCCCACCUUAAGACUUUUGCUCCUCAUUUGUAAUGCCACUGUAUUGUGUAUUUUAAAAUUGUGUAAAUAAAUUAAUAAGUACUUGUA
Amphiprion ocellaris (clown anemonefish) is the source of this 3904-nucleotide messenger RNA. It is a transcript of the gene csnk1da, whose product is annotated as casein kinase 1, delta a. Lineage: Eukaryota; Metazoa; Chordata; Actinopteri; Pomacentridae. Gene Ontology annotation, molecular function: protein serine/threonine kinase activity; ATP binding. The record is from RefSeq and is a predicted model, not a curated record. The transcript has 9 exons. Gene Ontology annotation, biological process: peptidyl-serine phosphorylation; endocytosis; signal transduction. Gene Ontology annotation, cellular component: nucleus; cytoplasm. The coding region runs from base 406 to 1623 and encodes 405 amino acids.